Molecule: messenger RNA, 1960 nt
Organism: Plodia interpunctella (Indianmeal moth)
Lineage: Eukaryota; Metazoa; Arthropoda; Insecta; Lepidoptera; Pyralidae
Exons: 7
Coding region: 91-912 (273 amino acids)
Source: RefSeq, a predicted model, not a curated record
CGCCAGUUGCUCGCCGGUUAGUUCCUUGCCCGGGUUCGAACCCCACACACGUUGUAUAGUGACUGUGCAGUGAAGUGUCGUUUUGUGGAUAUGUGGUGGAUUUUAAAACUGACCAUUUUGAUGCAAUGCGUGGUUUCAAUCAGGAUAACUAACAUGCGGGUCCCCGAAGUGAUACAAUAUGGAACACUGGACCAUGUCACUCUGGACUGCGACUUCGAGACGGAUAAUGUCACUGGGCUCGUGGUAAAAUGGUUCUUCAACGACAAGUCUCAUCCUGUGUACCAGUGGAUUCCACCGCAGAAGCCUCAAGCCUUAGGAAUGCUCAGAAAUAAGUUAGACCUAACAUACAGGGUGUCACACAACCCAUAUACCCAGCACAGAGCGUUGCGAAUAAAUAACCCUGGAUUGGACCUGACUGGCAAUUACACCUGUGUGGUCUCCACAUUCUUGGCGGAAGACCAGCGCACGAGGCCAGUGACGAUAUUUGUACCCGAGAAGAGGUUCGACAUGAUACAAGACAGAGUGAACGAUGGAUUCCUUAAUAUCAUCUGUUCCGUUGAGGGUGUUUUCCCGAAGCCCGAACUUGUGAUACUGGCUGGUAAUAGGUUGCUGAGCGCCAAAGCAUCCACCACCCUGAUCAACGACCGCUACACAGCGGUGACCAGCACGUUUGUAAAGAUCAACGCCCUGCCUCCCACUGUGGAGAUCCUGUGUGACAUGCAAGUCCCGCUGGCCAACUACUUCAGUAGGAAGAGGGAGAUAUUUUAUAGAGAUCCACUACCGACUACAACAGAAGAACCAAGUUCAAGAUAUACACAAUUAGAAAAAGAUACAGGUCACUUCAUGAAGUCAACGCCAAUACUCAUCUCUAUUGCCCAAUUAUUAUGUCUGUUACGACAAAGGAUUAGUUGAGAAAAUAAGUUGGUUGAUAUUCUUGUAAAACUUACUUUUAAAUAACUCAUACUGGUUGUUUCCAUAGGUGUGAUCAGUUGUAAAUAUUAAUAAGUUUACAUAUAAUAAUAUGAAAAUAAUUGUAAAUUUAAACACACCUUAUAUGGAGUUACACAAAUAUUUUUAUGUUCAGGUAUAUUUAUUUUGUAAAUUUUCAUAUAUUUUUAGUGGUUAUUUUGUAAAUUUUUAUAUAAUAUUAUUUUGAUCGUCGACUACCUACUUAUUGACUCUAAUUUAUAGUUUACAGAAAACGUACGUCAUUCAUAAUUUCCGUUUCGUUUCUAAAACAUUAUAAGCCAAAUAAAUAGCUAUUUGUAUUUUUUUUUAUAUUUACAGUAUCGUUAUUUGUAAAGUAUAAAUUAAAGUCAUAUACGUAAAAUCAUGACCUGAUGUUUGUAAUGAAAAAAUAUAGAAUACGUUAUCCAAGAUGUCUCAGGUCUAGAUAAUAACAUUGUUAACAGGAAACGUGGAACCCCAAAACAUCAACAAUCACAAGAAAACAUGGAAAUUUUAAUUAUGUCUCCAUUAUUUGUUUGAUAUUUACCCGGCGAAGCUAUUGUUCUCUGGAGAAAACAUCGUUAAUUUUUUUUACAGGAAAAAUCAUUAUGGAAAUAAAUUACAUUUUACAUGUUAAUUAAAUUGAAAUACUUGUUUUUUUCCAGUGUAAUUCCAAAGAUUUGUUCAAUUUCUUUCUCUAGUCGUAAUUGGAAAUGUAAAUAAUAAAAGGUAUUUGAAAAAACUUAAUUGUUUUAAUUUCAAGAUUAUCAACGAUUUUUAGUAGACAUUUUGAGUACAUACUAGUAUAUUAUAAAACAUUUAUGCAGUACAAAAUUAGUUGUGGCGUGUGGUUCCGCCCUAGAAUUGGGCUACUCUAGACUAGACUAGAUAUCGUAUGAAGUGACAAAGGUACACAUUACCUAGGUACCUUAUAGGCAACAAUAGUAUUUCCAAGGAGCGUAACCGUCAGACAGGCGGAUGUGAAAUCACAGGCGAAAUUUUAUAAGUGUUU